CCCGUACGUGAUGACGCAAAUUUUGCCUCGUUGGAGGGUGAUUUCAUCGGGAACAGGACAAAGAGAGAAGGCACUUCCUAUUUUGUUGUAUAUGUCUACGUAUCUUAUUACGGUUCAAGAUCAUCAGAGUGUCAGAUGUCAGUGAGCGACGAUAUGGAGAAUACAGACCUGCUUGGUCUAAUCUUCCCAGAUGAAGACCCAGGAUCCAGCGAUCUGUUCCUCGCAGAGGGGAGUAAUUUGCUGGAUGAUUUGCUUUCAGAGCAAGAUAUGCUGAGUGGAAUGGAUACAGAGGACUUCCUCAGCAGUCUUCUGGGUGAAGACGAGGACGGCCUGACUAUCAACUGCUUGUCUCAGUCUCCUCACGGCAGUGACAGCGGCAUCUCUGAGGACACCACCCCUCCACACGACAGCAGUGAGACCGACACCAUCCCCAGUCCAGGCAUCGAGCCUCUGCUUUACUCCGAGUGUAUGACGGAGAGCUACGAGGCCCAGGUGGUGCAGUCAGACCACUGCUACACCCUCCCACAGGACACAGACGCCCUGCUGAGCGUCCGAUCAGAGAACCCGGAGUCUGAUGUCUUCAUAGAUGUCGAUGAUUUGGAUAUGGAUAUGGAUGAUGACUUCUCCCCAGAGCUGCCUUGCUCACUCACGAUUGAACACUCCACACAAAGCAGCAAACCAGACAACCAGUUCCAGUUCAAAGAGAUUGUUUUGACUGAUGAGGAGAGGAGACUUCUGGCGAAAGAAGGUGCAACCAUUCCAACUCAAAUGCCUCUUACAAAGGCAGAGGAACGGACCCUGAAAAGGGUGAGGAGAAAGAUCCGGAAUAAGCAGUCUGCUCAGGAGAGUCGCAAGAAGAAGAAAGUUUAUGUUGAUGGCCUAGAGAACAGGGUUGCGAUCUGCACUGCUCACAAUCAGGAGUUACAGAAGAAAGUUGAGUUGCUGCAGAAACAAAACAUGUCCCUUACUGAACAGUUGAGAAAACUGCAGGCCAUGGUGAAAAUGUCCACGAUGAAAACCACCACGACUAGCACUUGUAUUAUGGUGUUCCUGCUUUCUUUCUGUCUGAUCAUUUUCCCCUCAGUCAAUCCUUUUGGCAGCAGCAAUCAGAAAGAUCUGUAUACGUCAUCUACAGGAAUGUCUCGAGCCUUGCGGUCUUAUCCAGCUAUCGUGAAAGACGACAUCAUAUCCACGUCUACUAAAGAAGUGCCAGAGCAGGAUGUCCUCCUCGUGGGCACUGUAGAGAAUAACCAGGUGCUGCUGUCGGGCGCUCAGAACCACACACCUGACUACCAGCAGGUCGAGCAGUCUGACUCUGAAUCUGGGGUCAACAGCAACUCCUCCGCUGACUUCCCCAGUCCUGCCCAGUCCGAUCUCAAAGCGGACGCAUCUCUCUCAGAGUCCCACAGGAACUCCGCGGCGUCUCCGGUGAUCUACGACGGCCAGAGCAAAACCAAGGAGAGCUGGAUGGAGCAGAAACCCACGUCAGUUAUAAUACAACAGCACCGAUCUGAUGAAAUGUAGGAGAGCAUCUAAAACAACACUCGCUUUGUUUUAGAUGAAGGAAUCAGUAUAGCCAUUUUCUCUACAUUGUAUCAUCACAGCCUGACCCUUUCUCCUUAAUUUUUUUUUUUUUUUUAUUGAUCUACUGUCUAUACAUGCUAUAGUAGCACUUUUUUAUAUCCAGCAAUUUGUUAGGACAUUAUUGUUCUAUUCAUCUGCACAAAUUAUGAUUCUUUUUCAAUGGAAACGUGAAGGAGUCGUGUUGUUUUGAACUCUGCAUUGCGUCCACAUUGAGUUUUGGUACAUUCAGGAAAUGUAUUCAUUUGUCUGUAUUACUUAAGACAUUUUAGGGCUUUUGGGCAUCCAGUAAAAUUGAAUUUUCCCUUUUUUAGUAAGGGAGCCACAUGCUUAAAGAGAUUCAACUACUGAAAAAUGAUCAGUCCUAGUGAUAUAGGAGUGUGUUUAGAAAAGGGAAAAGCUAUUUUUUUCUGCUUGUGCAUUAUUUGUGGCUUAGAACCCCUUCCGUUAAACCGCUGUAAAUUUAGCUUUAAAUGUUCCUUUUAGAGGGGGUAUAGUAUUGCACAUAUCCACAAAAUAAUAAUACACUGUUUAUGUCUAUACAUAUAUAUACAUAUGAAAAAAAUGUCAUGAUCUGCUGUGUUAGAGCAGCAUUUUUAUGUUAUUGUUUUAUUUUAAUAUUUUGUCUUUUAAAAGGCUUCUUUUAUUGCUGUCUUUUUUAUUGAUCUAUUUUCAUCUUUGGUCAUAUGAUGCACUGAUGUAUCUGUAAACUUGGAAUGUUCAUAAACUUUAUUUCUGUCGUGAUCAUGUCAUUAUUAAUUAAAUAAUUAUCAGUUUACUAUUAAAAAAUCAUUUUUGUCAUUCA
Carassius auratus (goldfish) is the source of this 2386-nucleotide messenger RNA. Its product is annotated as cyclic AMP-responsive element-binding protein 3-like protein 3. The coding region runs from base 136 to 1524 and encodes 462 amino acids. Gene Ontology annotation, molecular function: DNA-binding transcription factor activity, RNA polymerase II-specific; RNA polymerase II cis-regulatory region sequence-specific DNA binding. Gene Ontology annotation, biological process: regulation of transcription by RNA polymerase II. The record is from RefSeq and is a predicted model, not a curated record. Gene Ontology annotation, cellular component: nucleus. Lineage: Eukaryota; Metazoa; Chordata; Actinopteri; Cypriniformes; Cyprinidae. The transcript is spliced from 10 exons.